UUCAUUUUAAUCUUACUCCACUCUCAAGUGAAUAAAGUGCUCUAAACAAUGACAAUUUCACCGAACACUGAAACCGCAGAAAGCACAGACGUGGGAUGGAAGUUCUGGAAGACAAGACGCUAUAUUGUGGUCUUCAUGACCUUCCUGGGACUCUUCAGCAUCUACUCCAUCAGAGUGUGUCUCAGUGUGGCGAUUGUGGCGAUGACGCAGAAGUUCAACGUCACUCUCGAGAAUGGAACUGUGAUUGAGGAUCAGCACUUUGACUGGGAUUCCACGCAACAAGGACUUGUGCUGAGUUCCUUCUUCUACGGAUAUAUCUGGACUCAGAUUAUAGGAGGUGUUUUAGCUUCCAAGUUCGGUGGAUAUUAUAUCUUUCUUUGCGGUGUUGGAGGAUCAUCUCUAAUGGCUCUUCUAACUCCUCUCGCGGCAUCUUUCAACAUUUACAUGCUAAUGGCCGCGAGAAUCCUAGAAGGACUGUUUGAGGGAGUGAUUAUGCCGUCGAUGCACGCCAUCCUCAGUCGAUGGGCUCCUGUUUUUGAGCGCUCCAGGAUGGCUAGCCUCUGUAUAACAGGAUGCUAUGCAGGAACAGUGAUUGCAAUGCCUUUGUCUGGUGUUUUAGCUUCAAAUCUAGGGUGGAAGAGUGUCUUUUACUAUUUCGGAAGCUUUGGAGCGCUCUGGUGCAGUUUAUGGAUCUUAUUCAUUCGACCAUAUCCUGAGAGUGAUUCUUUCAUAUCCAAGGAAGAAGCUGCGUACAUAGUCAAGAGCAAAGGAAGUGAGAGUGAGGAAAAGAUCGUUCAUCCUUGGAGAAAGAUCCUCACAUCAACAGCUGUUUGGGCUAUUGUCGUGUGUCAUUUUGCUCAAAACUGGGGCUUCGACACUUUCCUGACUCAAUUGCCCACUUUCUUCACAGACAUCCUCGAUCUUCCAGUGCAGUUGUCAGGAAUCGUCUCUGCACUUCCUUACUUGACGAUGACUUGCUUCUUAACUCUUGGUGGUUAUUUGGCAGAUUGGAGUCAAAUUAAAGGAUAUUUGACCACCAGACAAGUUCGUCGAUACUUCAACUGUGGAGCUUUUCUCGCCCAGAGUCUAUUCAUCAUUCUGGCCGCAUUCCUCCUCAAUCCAGCCGUUGUCAUCUUCUGCCUGACACUCACAGUUGGAUUGGGAGGCUUUGCAAAUGUUGGAUUUAUGAUAAAUCCUUUGGAUUUGGCGCCAAAUCACGCUUCAGUCAUCUUCGGCUUAUCGAACACCAUUGCAAAUAUUCCAGGAAUAAUUGCACCCAUUCUGGCAGGCUUAAUCGUGACAGAUAAGACCAAGGAACAGUGGCAAAUCGUCUUCUUCAUCGUUCUGGGCAUUAAUCUGCUGGGAUGCACAGUUUAUUGGUUCUUUGCCAGAGGAGAAUUGCAACCUUGGGCAAUUUCUUCAAGUGCCAAUUCAGGAAAAACGGAAAAACCCCAAGAAAUUGAUGAUCACGAGAAGGUCGAUGGCGCGGGAAAAACAUUUAUGUCUAGCGAAAUAAAAUGA
Phlebotomus argentipes is the source of this 1521-nucleotide messenger RNA. RefSeq names its product sialin-like. The transcript has 5 exons. NCBI's taxonomy places the organism in Eukaryota, Metazoa, Arthropoda, Insecta, Diptera, Psychodidae. Gene Ontology annotation, biological process: monoatomic anion transport; transmembrane transport. Gene Ontology annotation, molecular function: transmembrane transporter activity. Gene Ontology annotation, cellular component: plasma membrane. The record is from RefSeq and is a predicted model, not a curated record. Bases 49 to 1521 code for a protein of 490 amino acids.